CCCGUCCCAGAAUGCUGUGCGGGUAAACAGACAUGGCUGGCGAGGGGGACCCGCAGGACGCUGCGCACGACAUGGGAAACCACCUGCCGCUGCUGCCUGCAGAGAGCGAGGAGGACGAGAUGGAGAUGGAAGUCGAAGACCAGGACAGCAAAGAGGCCAGGAAGCCAAACGUCAUCAACUUUGACACCAGUCUGCCGACCUCGCACACGUACCUGGGUGCGGACAUGGAGGAGUUCCACGGCCGGACCCUGCAUGACGACGGCAGCUGCCCAGUGAUCCCGGUGCUGCCGCAGGUGAUGCUGGUCCUCAUCCCCGGGCAGACCUUGCCGCUGCAGCUGUCCCGCCCACAGGAGGUCAGCAUGGUGCGGAACCUGAUUCAGAAGGACAGGACCUUCGCUGUUCUGGCCUACAGCCACCCGCAGGAAAGGGAGGCGCAGUUCGGAACCACCGCGGAGAUCUACGCCUAUCGGGAAGAGCAGGAGUUUGGGAUUGAGAUAGUGAAAGUGAAAGCAAUCGGAAGACAGAGGUUCAAAGUCCUGGAGCUAAGAACACAGUCGGAUGGAAUCCAGCAGGCGAAAGCGCAGAUCCUUCCCGAGUGCGUGCUGCCGUCCACCAUGUCCGCGGUGCAGCUGGAGUCGCUGAGCAGGUGCCAGGUGUUCCCCUCCAAGCCCGGCCCCGGGGACGACCGCUGCUCCCGUAAGUGGUGGCGGAAGUACCAGAAGAGAAAGUUUCACUGUGCGAAUCUGACCUCGUGGCCCCGCUGGCUGUACUCCCUGUAUGAUGCUGAGACGCUGAUGGACAGAAUCAAGAAGCAGCUGCGCGAGUGGGACGGGAACCUGCGGGACGACUCCCUCCCUGCGAACCCGAUAGACUUCUCCUACAGAGUGGCUGCCUGUCUUCCCAUUGACGACGUGCUGAGGAUUCAGCUCCUGAAAAUCGGCAGUGCUGUCCAGCGACUGCGGUGCGAACUGGACAUCAUGAAUAAAUGUACGUCUCUUUGCUGUAAACAAUGUCAAGAAACGGAAAUAACAACCAAAAAUGAAAUAUUCAGCUUGUCCUUGUGCGGGCCCAUGGCAGCCUACGUGAACCCCCAUGGGCACGUGCACGAGACGCUCACCGUGUACAAGGCCUCCAACCUGAACCUGGCGGGCCGGCCGUCCACACAGCACAGCUGGUUUCCCGGGUUUGCCUGGACCGUGGCCCAGUGCAAGAUCUGCGCCAGCCACAUCGGGUGGAAGUUCACAGCCACCCAGAGAGACCUGUCCCCUCAGAAGUUCUGGGGCUUGACGCGCUCCGCUCUGCUGCCCACCAUCCCAGACACGGAGGACGAAGUCAGCCCCGACAAAGUGGUGCUUUGCUUGUGAACAACGGGAGCCGGCAUCCAGCAAGCUGCUGCGGGGUCCUGCUGGCGGCCAGCCGAGUGCCGAGCAGCAGGAGGACGGCCGCAGCUCCCGCAGGCGGCUGAGGGCCCCCGGGACCGCCCGCUUCCCUAGUGUGGUGCCAGGACCCCGUGGAGCCUGGUGCUAGGUGGCAUGUCAUUGGUAGGAAAUCCUGGGACGCGAGGGGAGCCGCUGGAGGCCGCAGGUGCGAGGGCGAGUCCGGGCGCUGUGCCACCAGCCAGGUGCCGGGCUCGCGCUGCUGCUGUCUGCAGGGGGCGGGCGAGGGACCGUCCUCCGAAGCCCUUACCCGGGCUCUUCCCUUCCACCUUCCAUUCUCUGAGACACUGAUUUGUACAUUUUGAAAAUGUUAGUUAAAAUAUGCAGUUUGAGCCCCCAGAUGCAGUUUCACUUCCUUAGGUUGGUCAGAAAGCAGCCAGGAUUUGAGUGCCCAGUGUGAGAGGUGACGCCGGCCCCCUGCCCCGCGUGUCGGACCUGCCCGCUGAGCAGAGGCGCUCAGGGCCGGCCCCGGGGGCUCCAAGCAAGACACUGUGUUCCUAGGUGGUUUUGUUCAGUGUAAAUUGAAAAAAAUCUGUAAACUUGAAGAGCAAAACUGAAUUAAAAAUGUUCUGUUUAGGUCAUGUAAACUACUGCUCAAGCAGACAAUGUAGGGGAGAGAACCCUGAGACCAAGCUCUCCAUAGGCUGCUGUGCCACCUACCUCUGCGUCUACAUCUGAGGCUCUCGGCGUCUCCCCUCUUGCGUAACCGGUUUGCUGUGUCUUCGCUGCUUUAGGAAACUUGCUGGGAAAUGUUGGUCUAACAGGGGACGUGAGGCCGAAGCAGGCUUGGUCUGGUCCUGUCCAGACCUGCACUGUGCCGACUGCCUAGGCAGACGCCACCCGACCGCCCAGCGCAGAGAGGGCCCUGCGCAGCCUGCAGGGGGCUGGCGCUCAGCACGCGCCGCCCGCCCCAGCCCCUCAGCUGCCGUUUCCCGAAGUCUUGCUGCUACACUGGUAGCCUGGGUCUCUGCAGCCUGGUGGUUCACCCGCUCACACUGGACUGAGCGUGCUCACGGUGCCAGCUCUGCUGGGGCCCAGGGCACCGCCACCUGAGCCGACCAGGGAGGGCAAUGCAGCAUCACACUCGCCCCCAAAGGGUGUCCCGAAUGUUCCGUGUUGCUCACUGACACCUGCAAAUAAAAUGCUCUAAUAAGAAGGAACUUGCAUGUGCUACUACUGUCCAGUGUUGUGUCGAGCGACGUCUGGAGCAGGCAGCCGGCUCCCUUCACCUGAGCAGGGCUCCUGUGGCGUCGGCUCCGGGUGCAUCUCGGUGGGACUUCGGUCCUUCGGGUGCCCGUCUCCACCACCUGGGACUGCUGGGGGGUCUGGGCCCCCUUCUUGCAGGAGCUAUGGCUAGAGUGUGCACUUUCCUCCUAGCG
Molossus molossus (Pallas's mastiff bat) is the source of this 2815-nucleotide messenger RNA. It is a transcript of the gene CRBN, whose product is annotated as cereblon. The transcript has 11 exons. Gene Ontology annotation, biological process: protein ubiquitination. The coding region runs from base 33 to 1364 and encodes 443 amino acids. NCBI's taxonomy places the organism in Eukaryota, Metazoa, Chordata, Mammalia, Chiroptera, Molossidae. Gene Ontology annotation, cellular component: Cul4A-RING E3 ubiquitin ligase complex. The record is from RefSeq and is a predicted model, not a curated record.